AAUGUGUUAAUUCCACGACUGUAUAUAUCGGUAUCGGUUGAUAUCGGUAUCGGUAAUUAAAGAGUUGGACAAUAUCAGAAUAUCGGAUAUCGGCAAAAAGCCAUUAUCGGACAUCCCUAGUUCUUACCAAUAAACAUACAUGCACACACAUAUUAUUUGAAACUUGUAGUUCAUUUACCCUUUUUUUUUUAAUGUAUAAAACAUUUCCAUUGCAUGGAGUCAGUUUAUUACAAUUUCUUUGCUUACUGAGGGUAUUUUGUCUUGGAAUAUAUUUUGGAUGUUGCUAUAUUUACUUAUCAAGUAUGCAUAGGCGGGCCUACUCUCCGUGCCCUGCAGGUGAAUGCCCGGGGUUGUUGUUUUCUACGUAAUGUACAGUUAGCCCUUCCACCGAUUUACCCUGUCAGCACUAAUGGGGCAAUUAUACCUCAGGCGGAAAAGAUUGGAAACGUAUCUUCGUGACGUUUGUAUGACAAAAUGUUAAGGAAGCAGCUGAGCGUUGGUGGGACCUUCUCGGUGUCAAUCUCUGCGCCCCCCGGGGUACGGCCCUGCACACAGUGUAAUACAUCAUGUGCACCAAGAGAGGCUGGGGUCUUCCUGCUUCGGUAGGACAAGACCAGCUCCAGUCCACGUUGACCUCUCACUUCAUUCAAUCUUUGUCUUUGCUCAGACACCAGCCCUUGUCCUUCCUCCAUCCCCAAGGAGGCAAUAACCUCCCCGUAGCAAGUGCUUCCCGGUGAGCUGUUGUCAUAGUAACUUGUGGGCCGGUCGACAUGACAACCCCACCGUGGUCCAGAGAUAGAUGAUAGGCCAUGCAGGAGCGGGGAGAGGGGGGGUAGGCCUAUACCCCAUUAAUUUGGUUUGCCUGGUUCUGAUUCAAAAUGUGUUUUUUUAGCCCUCACCUCAAGGGCGAGGUUCAUUCAGCAUCAACCUGCUUUACAUUUAUACAAGUAUUUCUCUAACAACGUCUGCCUGCGGGCAGCGUGGUUAUCUGCUUAUUCGCGGACAUUGUUGAAAGAUAAACAUAUUUUCAAACCUUUAUUGUCUGCUUGAUAAGAAUAUGUUUUAAUUUAACGCUGUCAACUGCUUAAAGAUAUUCCCCAGUGGCGCAUUUUUGAAUACAUUUUUUUUUCUUGUUAAAUCUGAAUACCGUAUAUUUUAACCCUAAUUUACCUGGAUUUAUGGCGCAAUAUAUCGCUGCUUUAGCCAUAAACUAUACAAAUUCCAUACAAGACUUAUAUGUGACCCAUUUUUUAUACCUUGUGUUUAUUACGGCCGUUUCAUUUUUCAUGCCGCGGCCGUGGGAAGGAUGCCGCGGCCGUGGGAGGGAAGCCUCGGCGAGAACCAGGCGUUCCUCUGGACGAGCGAGAGGCAGAUGAUGAAUGCAAUCCAGAUCUAGAGGUGAAGGUGUUCUGCUCAGCCUGACCUUUGACCUCCGCAGAUGUGAGGCCGACGACGUGGAGGAGCAGCUUGUUGUUGUGGAGCUCUCUGGCGUGAUAAACAACGAUAUUAUGUCCAGACCUGGGGCUACUUGCAAGAUACUGGAUAUUGACAGUGAGCAGCCUAUGAUGCAACUGGGCCAGAAUGUGUUUGCAGGACAAUAUGAAGAUGCCCUUGGAACAUGUGUUCUAUUUGAGGAGGGACCAGGCACAGGAACCUCCGGCAGUGGACCAGCGCUCAAGUACAAGUGUCACACUGUUAAGAAACUGAUGAUGCAGCGAGUUUUCCUCAGUGACAAAAAAGAAAAUGGAGCAGACUCAGCAGCAGGCGGUGAAGGUGACAAGCAGGGAGACACCGUCUGCCAGUCUGAUCUGGAAACUAAAGAAGACUCUGCAAAAGGAUGACAACAUGGUCACGUGGGGGAAAAAGGCAGUUCCAUUCUUUCAACUGUGUUGCAGUUCAUCUGGGACAUUAUAUGCACAGACAGAUUCUAGUUAUUACACAUCCCUUUUUCCGUCUUUGAAAGAAGGGUGAAACGUACCAAACUCGAUGCUAAACUAUGUAUCCCUUGAUGUAAUGGCUGAUAACAUGCUUUGUGACAUCAUCAACAAAGUAUUUCAGUGUACAUUCAGGAUGUGAGACAUGGAGCCUGUUUAGAGCACCGCAAGCAGUGAAGGUCAUGAUAAACGAAGAUGUCUCUAA
Entelurus aequoreus (snake pipefish) is the source of this 2139-nucleotide messenger RNA. It is a transcript of the gene gtf3c6, whose product is annotated as general transcription factor IIIC, polypeptide 6, alpha. The record is from RefSeq and is a predicted model, not a curated record. NCBI's taxonomy places the organism in Eukaryota, Metazoa, Chordata, Actinopteri, Syngnathiformes, Syngnathidae. Gene Ontology annotation, biological process: transcription by RNA polymerase III. Gene Ontology annotation, cellular component: transcription factor TFIIIC complex. Bases 1380 to 1841 code for a protein of 153 amino acids. The transcript has 6 exons.